Messenger RNA from Coturnix japonica (Japanese quail), 553 nucleotides. RefSeq lists its product as uncharacterized. Gene Ontology annotation, biological process: axon extension. NCBI's taxonomy places the organism in Eukaryota, Metazoa, Chordata, Aves, Galliformes, Phasianidae. The record is from RefSeq and is a predicted model, not a curated record. Gene Ontology annotation, cellular component: centrosome; axon; ciliary basal body.
UCCCGCAGGAAGGGGCGGAGCGCGGAGCCGCCGUUGGGGCCGCACGAUGAGCGGAACCGGGGAAACGCUGCAGGGCUACAACGCUGCGCUGCUGGAGGGGCUGGCCGAGCUCCGAGCACGGCGGGAUGAGCUGAGCGAGAGGAUCCGGGAGGAGGAGGCGGAGAGAGAACGGCUGCAGAGCCGCAUCGCGGCGCUCACAGAGCGCUUGGCCCGAAGCUCCGAGCGAACGGCGCGGAACCUGGCUGCAAAACGGCAGCUGGAAAACAGCAUCGCUGAGAGCGAGGCGGCUUAUGGCAAGGGCAGAGAAAUGGCUCAAGGUUUUUGUGAUUCAGAAUAUGGGCAUAACCAGAGAAAUUCCUGCCCAGCCAUCCCUGCAGUGAGACAAGACACCUCAACUCCCAGUGCUGUAUUGCUCAGAGGGUGGAGGAUCCCUCCUGCUGCAGGAUUCUGGAGAGUUCUCAGACAUUGCUAGAUGCCCUGAAGGGAGACAUCAGGAAUGCUAGCAAAGCCAGGGAGCCUUCGAGCACCUCAAAGCAAACACCUGGACAAAAGC